Messenger RNA from Thamnophis sirtalis, 2228 nucleotides. The record is from RefSeq and is a predicted model, not a curated record. NCBI's taxonomy places the organism in Eukaryota, Metazoa, Chordata, Lepidosauria, Squamata, Natricidae.
AAGGAAGAUGUCUCUGGCCGGCGGGGCUGGCACCGAGCGAGUCCCCGACGGCUGUGAAGAGCAGGAGAACUUUGGGGAGCGGACAGGAGGAUGGAGACGUACAGCAAAGCGGAGACCCUCGAACUGCGGAAGAAACACAUUGGGCCAUCAUGCAAAGUUUUCUUUGCUAAAGAUCCCAUUAAGAUUGUGCUGGCUCGUGGACAAUACAUGUUCGAUGAGAAUGGAGAAAAAUACUUGGAUUGCAUUAACAAUGUAGCACAUGUUGGACACAGCCAUCCUGAUGUAGUCAAGGCUGCAGUGAAACAAAUGGAGCUUCUUAAUACCAAUUCUCGGUUCCUGCAUGACAAUCUGGUCCAGUAUGCCAAACGCCUCACAGCUACCCUACCGGAGAAGCUUUCUGUUUGCUACUUUGUGAACUCUGGCUCUGAAGCAAAUGACCUUGCUUUGCGCCUGGCUCGGCAGUAUAGUGGCCACUAUGAUGUGAUAACCCUUGACCACGCCUAUCAUGGUCACGUGACAUCCUUGAUUGAUAUCAGUCCCUAUAAAUUUAAUCAGCUGGGAAAAGAGGUCAAAAAGGAAUUUGUACAUGUGGCACCUUCCCCAGAUAUUUACAGAGGAAAGUAUAGAGAAGACCAUGAAGAUCCAGCAGGGGCUUAUGCUGAUGAUGUGAGAAAUAUUAUUGAAACAGCUCAAAAGAAUGACCGUAAGAUUGCUGCCUUUAUUGCUGAAUCCAUGCAGAGUUGUGGAGGCCAAAUAAUUCCACCUGCAGGCUAUUUCCAGAAAGUGGCACAAUUUGUCCACAAAGCAGGAGGAGUUUUCAUAGCAGAUGAAGUCCAAGUUGGAUUUGGUCGGGUUGGGAAGAAUUUCUGGGCAUUCCAGCUACAAGGUGAAGACUUUGUGCCUGACAUUGUCACUAUGGGGAAGCCGAUUGGCAAUGGCCACCCAAUGUCUUGUGUUGUUACAACAAGAGAAAUUGCAGAAGCCUUUGGUGCCUCGGGGUUAGAGUACUUCAAUACUUUUGGUGGCAACCCAGUAUCUUGUGCAAUUGGCCUGGCUGUCUUGGAUAUAAUAGAACAGGAAGAUCUACAAGGUAAUGCCACACACGUUGGAAACUAUCUCUGUGGACUACUCAAGGAACAACAGAAAAAACACUCAUUGGUGGGAGAUGUCAGGCUGAAAGAAAGGAAGAUCCUUCUGAGUGCAGAUGGGCCUUACAGAAAUGUCUUGAAGUUUAAGCCACCCAUGUGCUUCAGCAUGGAAGAUGCAAAGUUUGUAGUUGAUCAAAUUGAUGAGCUCCUUACAGAUUUAGAAGAAGCAACUCAAAUCAGGCCUAAAAACAGCCUACCUACAAAUACUCAGUCUAAAAGAAAAUUGCCUACUGGUGGGAGUUCCCAGUUAGAAUCCAACAAUGAAAACAUCAGUCCAAUUAAUGAAACCAUCUGCAGACAUGAAAAUGGGUUUUCUGGUGAAAGCCAUGCAGUGCCUUGUAAAAGAAUUAGGACGUGAAACGAAAGGAUUUUCUAUAUAGCUGAUGGUGUUUAAAGAAAAAUGGCUUCCGUUUACUAUUUCUUAUAAUUCAUUAUAUAUGAUAGAGAAAUACCCAUUUUUACCUACGGUCAACAUUUGGAGCAUCAGGUUUUGCAAUACUAUUUUGUUAGACAAAAUUAGUAUUGCCUUCUUUGCUUGAGAUGCCAUGGAUAUAUUUUGACUGUUUUGUUUGACAUUUCAGUGAGCAAAUUUAAAUAUUAAUGAUGCCUCACAUUUUAAUGAUGAACGUAUAGUCUUAUGCCUUACAAAGAUAUAACUUGUACAUCUCAAAACUAGUUGAACAAAAGGACACAUGGAAGAAUCUGUGAGGGUGGGUACAUUUUUAAGACUUUUGAAAUUCCCACCAAAAAGCCUUCUUCUGAUUUGUGAAUCAGAUGAUAGGUUUCGUUGUGUUUGUAUUUGUGUACAUAUGAGAGAGAAAAUAAAUUGCAAUUUCUUAUGUAUACAAUAUGGAAAAUAACAUGGCUUAUAUUCAACAUUGGAUUUGUAUUAGUAUCAUGUAGCAUUAUAAAACCUCACUAAACUUGACUAAACAUUUUGAUAUGACAUUUAUUGUAUUCAUUUCACCAGAUGUUUGUCAAUUGUUUCUUUAAUGUUAUCAGUAUUCUUUAUCACUUUAAAAGAUCAUUAGGUAGUUUUUUGUUUUUUAUUUCAAAGAAUAAAAUUAUUUAACCAUGGAA